Messenger RNA from Didymodactylos carnosus, 500 nucleotides. The record is from the annotation of a GenBank genome assembly. NCBI's taxonomy places the organism in Eukaryota, Metazoa, Rotifera, Eurotatoria, Philodinida, Philodinidae.
AUGAGAUCGGUAUUAUACUUAGCACUGAUAUGCUUGGUGAUUACCUGCUUCGUGUCAGGAAAACGGGGUUCCAAUGCUGGUGGCGGCGGCCAUAAUCGUCCACGCUAUCCUCCAUCACGCGGGUGGGGCCCGUGGGGUAGAGGAAAUAUUUUUUAUCGACGAUUACUGAAUAACCUAGAAGUCUGUGUUGCUAAUGAUUCAGAAGCCGGUAAUACUUUAUAUGGUCAAGUUCUAGACUUCAUUAGUCAACUUGAAGAGAAUGAUACAUUUUCAACUGUGCUCGAAUCAUGGUCAACGACCGUUGCCUUUGUGGAAAACCCAGAUAAUCAAAACAAUUUCACUAUUGAUCCAGCAUACUAUGUUCAAGGCCUUAAACAGGCCUUAAAGGAAGAUAAACGAGUAGCCAUGGAAGGAAAUACAAGUCGUUCAGAUAGAUUUCAACAAAUGCGUCUUACCAGAGGAAUCAUAAAACAAGUAAUACAAAUUGUUAAAAAUAAUUG